UCGCCUCCACCACACCUCCCCCUCAGCCUCUCAGCCUCUCUCGUCUUCCCUCGGACUGCAGCAGAGAAACCGCUGCAUCGCAGGAGACAAGAAGCGAGAGAUCUCGGCGUUAUGCUUUCCAUCUCUGUCGCCGUGUAGACUCGUCGCGCUCGGAUACGAUGCGUCUGGUCCUCUGCAGGCUCUGCCUGGUGACCGCUGGCUGCAGCGUGGUAGACAGACGUGGACCUGACGUGUUGACAGGUCUUCUGAGAGGCCAUGCCAGUGCCACAGUAGAGAGAGUCCUGACAUGUCGUCCCAGCACAGAAACACGAUCCAGAAAUGAAACAUCUCUGAAGGAAAACAUGGUUACAACGGACACAUUUCUGAAUGUGUGAUACAUGAUGGUGGUCUCUUGUGCUGAGCUCUGACAGGGCGGAGGAUCUUUUCCGAUUUCAGAUCAACUGUCUUCAUUUCAGCGCUGUCUGGCUGCUCCCAUCCAAUGGAAUUAGACAUCGUUACUUAAUCAUUACUGUUCUGGCAACUGACUGACUUUUCUGCAUUAAUAAACUGCUUUGAGUCUGAUACUAGAAGACCAGAAAGAAAGAAAAAGAAAGGCACCUUACCUUUGUGGCAACCGGUGGAAUAAAUCUCAAUAGAUUUGAACUAAAAGACUUUUAGUGCCAAAUUUCCCCGUUCCAAGAUGGAUGAAACACAUAACAACAGGACUGCCUUGGCUAAAGGGGCCAAGGACAUUGCUAAAGAAGCAAAGAGGCACGCUGCCAAGAAUUUAAGCAAAGCCGUCGACCGGGCCUCAGACGAAUACUCGACCCAUCGCAGCUACAACCGCUUCCAGAACGAGGACGAAGAAGAGAACAACCGCAACACGUACGGUCAGCAAGACGGUCACUACGCCGACAACGCAGCUAACGACGACGAGGACGCGGCCUCGAGCGACGCCACCGAGGGCCACGACGACGAAGACGAGAUCUACGAGGGGGAGUACCAAGGCGUGCCGGCCCACAACGACGGGAAGCCGCGGGACGGUCAGGUGGCGCUGGGCCAGCUGGUUUCCGACAGCCUGAAGAGCCGCAAGGACCUGGAAAAUGAGAGACAGUCGGACGAGGAGGAGCUCGCCCAGCAGUACGAGCUGAUCAUGCAGGAGUGUGGCCACGGGAGAUUCCAGUGGCAGCUGUUCUUCGUCCUCGGGCUGGCGCUCAUGUCGGACGGCGUGGAGGUGUUCGUGGUGGGCUUCGUCCUGCCCAGCGCCGAGACGGACAUGUGUGUCCCCAACUCUGGUGCCGGAUGGCUCGGUAGCGUCGUGUAUCUGGGGAUGAUGUUUGGCGCCUUCUUUUGGGGCGGCCUGUCAGACAGGGUGGGGCGUAAACAGUGCCUGCUGAUAUCCCUGUCUGUCAACGGCUUCUUCGCCUUCCUGUCCUCCUUCGUCCAAGGCUACAGUAUGUUCCUCGUCUGCCGCAUGGUGUCCGGAUUCGGGAUCGGCGGAGCGGUGCCGAUCGUAUUCUCCUACUUCGCGGAGGUGUUGGCUCGGGAGAAGAGAGGAGAGCAUCUGAGCUGGCUGUGCAUGUUCUGGAUGAUCGGAGGAAUUUACGCCUCGGCCAUGGCCUGGGCCAUCAUCCCACACUAUGGCUGGAGUUUCAGCAUGGGUUCGGCCUACCAGUUCCACAGCUGGAGGGUGUUUGUGGUGGUGUGUGCGCUGCCGUGUGUCUCUGCAGUGGUGGCUCUCACUUUUAUGCCGGAGAGUCCUCGCUUCUUCCUGGAGACGGGUAAACACGACGAGGCCUGGAUGGUGCUCAAACACAUCCACGACACCAACAUGCGAGCCCGCGGGGAGCCGGAGAGAGUCUUCACCGUGAACCGGAUCAAGACCCCCAGGCAGCUGGACGACCUGGUGGAGAUGCAGAACGAGUCGGCCAACCCGGUUCUCAAGGUCCUCUUCAAGAUCAAGACUGAGCUCAGAGGAAUCUGGUUGACUUUCAUGAGAUGCUUCAACUACCCGGUGAAAGACAACACCAUCAAGCUGGCUGUAGUCUGGUUCACUCUGUCCUUUGGGUACUACGGGCUCUCUGUGUGGUUCCCCGACGUCAUCAAGCACCUCCAGGCCGACGAGUACGCCUCCAGAGUGAAGAUCCACAACAACGAACGCCUCGAAGACUUCACCUUCAACUUCACCCUGGAGAACCAGAUCCACAGAAACGGGGUCUUUCUAAAUGACAGGUUCAUCGGUAUGAAGUUCAAGGCGGUCACAUUCAUCGACUCCUCUUUCCUCAACUGCUACUUUGAAGAUGUCUCCUCCUUAGGAUCCUUCUUCAAAAACUGCACCUUUGUAGACUCCUUCUUCUACAACACGGAUAUUGACGACGUCAAACUAACAAAUUCCAGAGUGAUCAACAGCUCCUUCCACCACAACAAGACAGGCUGUCAGAUGACAUUCGAUGACGACUACAGCGCCUACUGGGUCUACUUCGUCAACUUCCUGGGAACGCUGGCCGUGCUGCCCGGAAACAUCGUCUCGGCCCUCCUCAUGGACAAAAUAGGACGUCUCAGCAUGUUAGGAGGCUCCAUGGUGCUGUCAGGCAUCAGCUGCUUCUUCCUGUGGUUCGGCACCAGCGAGUCCAUGAUGAUCUUCAUGCUCUGCCUCUACAACGGCCUCAGCAUCUCCGCCUGGAACUCCCUGGAUGUGGUCACCACCGAGCUGUACCCAACAGACAGGAGGGGAACAGGCUUUGGCUUCUGUAACGCCAUGUGUAAGCUGGCUGCGGUGCUGGGCAACCUGAUCUUUGGCUCGCUGGUUGGCAUCACCAAAGCCAUCCCCAUCCUGAUGGCGUCAUCUGUGUUGGUUGGCGGCGGGCUGGUGGGGCUCCGACUGCCAGACACUCGCGCCAAUGUCCUCAUGUAAACCUCGACACGGAACAGCGUGUUGUUCACCAGGUGUUUACUCAGCUUACUGAAUAAAUCAUCAGUCACGGACUCUGAUUCAUGUGAAUAUCACCGAAACAAGCAUUGCUGCCAUCCAUCUUGUUUUUUUAUUAUUUGAUGAAUGAUGUUCUCAAACAAGUACCGGACAAGUGAUUGUUAUUCUGUUCUAUCUGAGUAAAAUACCUGGUAAAUAAUACAGGUUAAUGCAAUGAGCCGUAGAUAUAGAGAGUCCAGAAACAAGUGGUGAUUAAAACUCUGUAUAUCAGCAGCUCGUUAGCUGUUUCACACAUGCAACCCACUAAUGCACGAGUCAAAGCUGCAAGAGGCUUGGACGGCCCUCAACCGUCCCCUUUGGAGUCCUGCUCAGAUAAAAGGAAUAGUUUGACGCUUUUGGAAACGUGCUUAUUCACACACUAGCAGCCAGUUAGCUUAGCAUAAAGACUGGAAGCACGCGGAAGUGCUAGUACAGCUCUGUCCAAUGGUAGAAAAACAAAAUCUGCCUCCCAACACCUCUAAAGCUCACUAACUAACACGUCAUAUGUUGUUUGUUUAAACUAAAAGACAUUGUCGUGAGCAGUUUCAUGUAUUUAACCAUAGUUUUUACAUGAAACUGCUCUCAACAAGGUCUCCCAUAAGGUCUGUGGAUUAUCUUGAGUAACCGGGUCAUGAUUACUGGAAAGAGUCAUGCUGUUGAGUUGUUCAAAUGUAUUUUUUGGCGCUUUGAGCAUCAUAGGCAGAGUGUUUUCUAGACCCUUGACACCCCAAAACAAUCUAGACUGAUAAAUAGCUCUACAGGUACGAAGAAAAACAGGUAUUUUUGAUUUUGGGGUGAACUGUCUCUUUAAGAAUUUUCAAACAACAGAUUGUGGUUUUAAGAAGGUUUAUGAGCCGGACUAUUUUUUGGUUAGGUGCAGAGCCAGGCUAGAUUUUUCCCUCUGCUUCCAGUCUUUAUGCUAGUUAACGUCUGGCUAACCUAGUUAAUGUCUGGCUAACCUAGUUAGCCAGACAUUCAUUUGGUCUAAGUCUCUAGUCGUUCUUUCUCGGUCAAGUCGAGUCAAGUCACAGGUUAUUUAAGUCAAGUAAAGUCAAGAUACUUCAGUAUUACCUUCAGUAUCCUGUCUUUACAAAGAGAAGAUACGAGGUAUUAGUACCUGUCCAGUAAUGUGUGAUAUUUUAACUGAAAACAUGAAAUGAGCACAUGAACUGAUCAAGUCAUGAAAACAGUGACUCGAGUCGACUUGAGUCCAAGUCACAAAGACUCGAGUCCUCGUCUCUGUAACUGGCUGCUGUCAGUCGCUUUAUCUUUGACAUAAUCUUCUCUUUUAACGUUCAACAAAAUGUGGAACUAUUCCAAAUCAUUUUGAAACAGUCUUUUAUGUGAUUAUGCUUCUUUACUGGUAAAGCUAUAUAUUUAGUAAUUUAUGUAUUUAUAGUAUUUAUGUUAGUUAUUGCUUCACCGGUGUGCUCUUGACCUCCGCUUCUACACCUGAGACCAGAACUCCACUGACGGUUGAACACGUUCGAGCCUUUUGCUGCAACUUGCAAGAAUGACAAGGCCAUAAUUAAAGAAAAUAAAAAAAAUCUAUAACGAUAUCGUAGUUUAGUCAAAACCGGCAACUUCAGCAGCUACAUUUCUAAAGUGAAAAGAAGUUUACAUUUUCUGCUUUUUACAGUAAGAGACUUUUGAGAUUGGAACCCUUUUUGUCUGAAUGCUUCCUCUCUCCCUCUCUCGUGUCUGUGUCGUGUUCGUCUUGUGGCACCGAGCUCAUCUUGUCAAGAAGAAUUUAUACUCUGCUGUUAUAAUCUGCUCUUCUCCUCGUUUCUUUGUCUCACCGUCUUGGUUUCCUCAUCGUGUCUUGUCCUCUUGCCUUGCUGCUGCUGCUCCCUCCAAAACUCAAAGGCCUUUCUCAAAUGUCGUGCCUCUCUCUCCAUUGAGCCCGUCUCUCCUUCCAAACCUUUGCAGGAAGCUUUGCUGCUCUGUCCUGCUUUUUUCGUCUCUCAUCUCUUGAUACUGCAGUGUGUGUGUGUGUGUGUGUGUGUGUGUGUGUGUGUGUGUGUCUAGACAAACCCUUAUAAUAUUCAAACCCGGUCGCAAGAAGAAAUUGGCAUUGUACGUUUUUUGUAAACAACGGAACAUCUUGGAUGUUGACGUAUCUAUACCAAAAAGUAACGUAACAACUUAACAACGUAUCAACUUAACAACGUAUCAACUUAACAACGUAUCAACUUAACAACGUAUCAACUUAACAACGUAUCAACUUAACAACGUAACAACUUAACAACAUGACAACGUAACAACGUGACAGCGCAAUGUGAUAUUGAACUUGACAGCGUAAUGCGGAAGCUUAAAGGGACAACGUAACGUAACUAUAUGACAACGUGACGGCGCAACGUGACGCGGUAGCUUUAUGCGUCAACUUAACACGACAGCGUGAAGUGACAACGUAACGUGACGGUGUGACAGCAUAAUGUCACAGCAUUACGUCACAACGUAACGUUACAACUGUAACAACUUAACUACUAUUAAUAAGCUUAGAUGCCUUUUUUACGUAGCUUUUCAUAACAAGUGCAACGUUGGGUGAAAAUCACACAAACUUUUGGUUUAACACGGACACAAACAGUGGUCUCUUGGGGGAAAGUCGUGUGUUUAGUAUUUUAAAAGUCCUAUAUUUUUUUUUUGUCCCAUCCAAUAUUCUUCCACCAUUAGUGGACAUUAUUGCUUGUUAUACUCAUUACAAUACCACAUGACUUUUAAUAACGGUCGCUCGAUAUACUACGUCACUUGCUCUGACUGAAUGCAAAGAUUUUGACGUAUCAAUGGUUUACAGAAACGCACAUUGCCAACACUUGUUCCUGGCAACUUGGCUUGUCUUGUGUGUGGAAACCCAAGUUGUUGUUUUUUUUUGUUUCUAUACCUGGGAAGUGUUUUUAGAGGAUUUGAACUACAUGAUGAAGUGAAAAUAAAAGCCAUGCUUAAAGGAUCAGUUCACCCAAAUUCCAAAAAUACAUAUUUACUAGCAAUACAGAUAGUGGACACCAGAGUCAGUAGGGUUCAUCAUCUGGGGACCAUGAAUAUUUGUAAUGUCAUAGCAAACAGUCAAUAGUUGAGAUAUUUUAGUCUGGAUUGUGACGUGUCUUUCUAGAAACAGUGUCCUGGUUCCUCACACUGUGAACAGAUUUCCUUCAUAGAAAGAAGAUCCAGUAAAAAGAGUGAGAGUGAGGAUGUGGAUUAUCCAAAUUACAUUUUUCAAUGUUGCUCCUCAAACAAACCUCCAUUCACCUCCAUUGUAAUGAGUUUGAAGCAGAAAUGUCAGAGACGGAUAUCUGGACAAAUAAAACUACCUGCGUGGCUUCAAACCAAAUAAGAAAAUAUGUUUUUAUUGUGAUUUGGGUGAACAGAUCUUUUAAAACCUUUAAUGAAUUAAACUCUUGCUGCUACAAUGUUAAAAAAAAGGCAUUAGAUAAUUUGUAAAAUACUCACUUCUGGGUUUGUUCAAUCAUAGAAAAAAGUCAAAUAACACAAAAAAUACAGCACUGUUUCAUUCAGUUAUUCUGAAAUCUGUUCCACGAUGAUAACAUGCAGAAUGUGAUGUUCUGUUGCCAUAUUUCUGAACAGCACAUUUGUGCAGUACAUGACCUCCUCCAUGCAGCUAUUUCCUUUUUUAAGAUGACAUUUCUUUGGACUGGAAUGCAACCGUUUGAAUCUGUUUUUCCUGAUGUUUGAUGCUUUGUCUCUGCUCGUCACCUCCACUUGUGCUGGACAAACAACACUCUUCAUCCCUUUUUCCAAAAAAAGAAGAAGAUCCUGCAUGUUUGUUACUGAAGUCCUUCUGUUGUCUGUGCUUUUUUUCCAUGUUGGUGUCUUUCGCUGUUUCCUCUGCGGGGGUGGGUGGGGGGUCGGGGGGGACAGACAUGUGAUUCCCGGGUCAAAGGUGAAUGUAUCAUUCUCGUGUGUUGUCAGAUUUGUUGUGGACAGGUGUUCAUUGUACUCAGUUGACUUCUAGGUCAUUGUGAAAGGGCAUGCUCGUGGUGAGAUGACUGUAUGUACUACAAGUUGUUAUCCAGCAGAGAGCGGGGGUCCAAUCUGUGAAGGUUUACAGUUAGAUUCUGAACCAGAUUCAUGACUUUCAGAUUUGAAAACCUCUGCUGUGAAACAAUAUGUAGAGGUGUGUGUAAAAAAACAAACUAUUACCUGUCCUUGAUAUGAUUUAUUUUGAUAAGAAAAGGCUCAAGUGAACGCAGUGUAAAGGUGGAUUCCUCUGGUGUGUCUACACGUUGAAUAAAGAGUUUCAUUUGAACAGC
Anarrhichthys ocellatus (wolf-eel) is the source of this 7215-nucleotide messenger RNA. Its product is annotated as synaptic vesicle glycoprotein 2C-like. Lineage: Eukaryota; Metazoa; Chordata; Actinopteri; Perciformes; Anarhichadidae. Gene Ontology annotation, biological process: transmembrane transport; chemical synaptic transmission. Gene Ontology annotation, molecular function: transmembrane transporter activity. Gene Ontology annotation, cellular component: synaptic vesicle membrane. The coding region runs from base 680 to 2893 and encodes 737 amino acids. The transcript is spliced from 14 exons. The record is from RefSeq and is a predicted model, not a curated record.